This is a messenger RNA of Paramecium pentaurelia, 2716 nucleotides long. The record is from the annotation of a GenBank genome assembly. NCBI's taxonomy places the organism in Eukaryota, Ciliophora, Oligohymenophorea, Peniculida, Parameciidae.
UAUGUCGUUGCAAUAUAGCCCAACAAUUAAUUAGAUAUUGAAUGGCUUCUAAAGAACAGGAUUAUAUUAAGGAUAAGCUUAUUAAAAAGAAUAAUUGUUUUCAGCACUUGACAAGCUUGUAAGUUUAGAGAUUAUAGUAUAGACUGGAUCAUUAUAUGAUCGGGAUGUUGCUUAACAAUUGUUUGAACAAUGCUCACCAAAUCAGAGAGGCUAAGUCUAGUUAGAAGAUUUUGCAUAAGUUAUUAUAGAAGCAGACAAAGUGCUUUAGAAAAAAAUACAUCAAACAGAAUAGCAAAUGUUAUAGUAUAGAGAAGAAUUAAAAGAAUGUCAACAAUUAGCAUAAGAGUUACAAUGUAUUAGAUAUUAAUAUAUUAGAUAAUUAAAAACUUAAUCCAUAGGGAGUAGAUAGAGACUCUCAAUUAAUAAUAGUGAUUAAAUAGGCUCAUAAUAUUUAAUAUUCUGAUUAUCAAUAUAGUUUUGUUAUUAUAUCUUUGGAUGGUGUUGAAGUAUAGACCCAAAUGUCAACAGGAGAUAAAUAUAAUCCGAAUUUUAAUUAACAACUAAAUUUGUAUAAUUUAAUUUAAUAUUAAGUCAAAUUUAAACUGGUUCUGAAGAGAUUUUAAUAAAAUUAUUUGUAUAAGAUAGAAAUCAAAGAAGAAUAUUAAUUGGUUAAAGUCAUUUAGAUUUGGGUGAAAUGCAUGAUCAAUAAGUUCAUUCUUAACAAUUAUAAUUGGUUAAUGAGAGAUAACAACAAUUACAAACAUAUUUAUAAAUUGAAUCAUAAUGGAUUCAUAAUAAAGUAUAUAGAAUAUUAUGAUUAUCAUUAGUUAAAAUAUCAUUAAGAGAUGAUUCUUAAAUAUGAACAAACUAUUUAAUAAAGUUAAAUUGAUAUUGAUGAUUAUUAAAGAGAUUUAUUAAUAGUUCAAUAACCAUUUUUGGAGAAUAAUCUUAGAAAUAAUUUAUAAUAAUCAUUAAAGUAACCUUAAAACAAUUCUUUGCCAUAAUAAAAUCAAGCUUUUCUCUAUUAAUAACAAUCGAAUUUUAUUCAAUAAUAGAAGCCAUAUUAAAUGUAACCUCAACAAUAAUAAAAUAUCUAAAUUCAUAAACCUGAUCCUAAUACUGUAGAAGAAGAAUUAUCAGAUGAAUUAUAUUAUGGAUUUAUUUUAUAUAUGUUAAUGUUGCUUUUGGCUUUAUUUUAGUGUUUUGCUCGUCCAGAUUAUUUAGAUGUAAGAAUAUCAAUAUAAUAAGUUAAUCCUAGCAAUGUUAUAUAUAAUAAUUGUAUGUAGAGACUGUUUCGAACCUAACUAUAUAAAAAUUGUAGGUGUUUUAACUAUAUUAAGUGUUAUUUAUGAUAUUGUAUGGAUUAGUAUAUACAAAGUAUAAUUUGAUUAAAUUUUAGAAUUGGUGGAGUGGUACUGAUAAAACUCUACCUACUUGGGGAGAGGCAGGUGAUCCAAUUGUUAGAAUGACACUAGUUUUUUGUGUUUUUAACAUAAUUUUGAAGGUUCUAGUUAUAUUAUAUAUUAUUAGACUGCUUUAUGUUAUAUUUUGUUCCAUUAUUACAAGGAAUCUGAACAGAAUAAAUAGAUAGUAUUUAAGUUUUGGCAAUUUGAAUUUCCAGUUGGAGUGCAUAAACAAAAUUUAUUUACCUUAAACGGGCUUUUAGUGUGAUUAUAACAAAUAAAAUGUUUUUUUCAUGAUUUAUUAUAACUUUUGGCAAAAAUUAAUAUAUUUGUUAGUAUAAGAUGGUUAUCAAUUAUUUGAAGGUUGAAUUAUAUUAAGUUGAGAAUUUACUUAAAAUAAUAAUUAAUGUUUUUAAAAUAUUUGCCACCUGUGUUAUUCUCAAUAUUUUUUGUUGGGAUGUGCUCAUUCUAUUAUAUUGUAUGUAUAUUAUCUUAUAGACAUACUUGUCAAUGCAAGAAGUGUACAUAUAGUUUAUAGUUGGAUGUGUUGUCCUUUUUAUAGUAUUGAGUGCAAUCUAAGUAAUUCGUUUUGGUCCUGGAUAUGUUGAUUAAGUAUAUAUAAAUUGAAGUCGAGAGCAUAAAAGAAGAGUUAGAAACUUAGUUAUUUAAUGAAUUACAAGAAGAGCUAAAGUUAUUGAUGAUGAGUGAAGAUAAGAUGCUUGACUUUUUAGAUUAGAAUUAAUGCAUUUAACCAUUAACAGAAGAAUAAUUGAUACAUAUGCUAAACAUUAAGGUCUUAGAGAACAAGGGGAUUAAAAUAUGUAAGACUUGCUAAUCAUACAAACCAUUAAGAGCGCAUCACUGUAGUUAAUGCAAAUAAUGUGUAUUUAGAAUGGAUCAUCAUUGUAUGUGGCUAAACAUUUGCAUAGGUAUAAAGAACUACAAAUACUUUAUGAUGUUGAUAUUCUAUAUAAGUAAAAUUCAUAUCAUGAAUUUAGAUGUAUGUCUUAUAUUAGUUUUGAUUACAUAUUUCAAUACUUACAUCUAAGCUAUUGAGGAGAAUGAUUUUCAAUUAUUAAUCAAGUUCACAUAUUAUCAUGGUAUAUUAAUACUAUUCAUUUUAUUUUCUCCUUUAUUCUUACAUCAUGUAAGGUAAAUUUUGAUUAUUAUUCUUAGAUUGGCUAGCAAUAAUCAAACGACUAUUGAAUUUUAUGAGAAGAAAUAAAAGACUAAUCCUUUUUACAUAAAUAUUUGGGAUAAUUUGAAAGAAAUUUUAGGCCCUGAAUGGUAUUAUUGGUUAUUGCCAAUUUGAA